Messenger RNA from Marmota monax (woodchuck), 4828 nucleotides. RefSeq names its product espin (gene Espn). Gene Ontology annotation, molecular function: actin filament binding. The coding region runs from base 1902 to 4385 and encodes 827 amino acids. The record is from RefSeq and is a predicted model, not a curated record. Gene Ontology annotation, biological process: actin filament bundle assembly. The transcript is spliced from 8 exons. NCBI's taxonomy places the organism in Eukaryota, Metazoa, Chordata, Mammalia, Rodentia, Sciuridae. Gene Ontology annotation, cellular component: cytoplasm.
GCCCCGGAUGGCUGUGCCUCACCAGGAGCUGGGUCUAUGCUGCCUCUUGCAUGGAGUGGCAGGGUUUUCCCUGAGUUGACAGAGAACGUGUGCAGAUUGCUCUCCACUAACAUGCCCAUGCCCACAGCCAUGGGCUCAGGUGAAGAAUGGAACCCUAGAUGUCUUCCAGGUGGGAGAUGCCAUGUCGUAGCUUGAGGGUGAGGGCCAGGAGGAGGGUGUGUCAGGUGAGUGAACACCAGCAGGGCCCAGCACCUGCUGUCCGAGUGGCCAAGAAGCUGAGGUUGGCUCCUGCUGAGGUUUGAGCUUCUGUACUUUGGAGGAGUCAGUGCUGAGGUGGGCACCCUGGGGGGAGAAGCAAGCACCCUUAGGAGGGUGGUGUGAGGGAGGACACAGUGAUUAUGAGUGGUCCAGGUCACCAGGGACUGCAGGGAAGCAGGCAGAGGUCCUGUCUGGGCAGCUCUGGGACUUGGGCAGGGAGGUUGAGGGGGCCCAGCUGAUCUGAGAGGUGGAAAAAAAAUAUAUGAGACCACAGGUGGCCAGGUGUGUGGCGGCAGCCCCCCCAGGGUCCUGUCAGAGCCUAGACCUCUGAAUAAUCAGUUUGCACUGGUGGAACAGGUCACAAGGCCACUGUCACAGAGGCUCGGGAGGGACAUUGAGCUCCACAAGAACUCCAACUGCCACCCCCUUCAUGCCACCCCAGACCAAGCUCUAAAAUCAGAUUCCCCUUUCAUCUCUGGAGGGAGCUCUAGUAGGCUCUGCUGGGGCUGCAAGUGGCCUGGGCCCAGUCAACUUUCUCAGCCUGGGCUGGCAUGUGAGCCCUGCCCAAAGCCUGGGACAGGUGGUCUGACCAGCACCCAGUCCCCAUGCCUGAGCCAAGGGCCAGGACUGUGCCUUCCCACACCCCUCUGGGGUGUGUGCGUGCUGAGCUGCAGGAGUUGGGUCUGCUCCACAAAGAGACCUUUGUGUGCCUGCUGCGCCCUGCACGGGUGCCUGAGCUGCGGGAGAGAGCAGGGUCGUGCCUCUGGGGCUGCAGGGGGUGUGGAGGGGGCUGGCUGGCCUAGAAAAGAAAUCCAGCGUGUCGCGUUUCCUGCAACGUGAGCCUGGACGGGCCGGGUGCAGAGGGUCCGAGGCCACCUCGAGGACGCACAGGCUGGGAGGAUGGGGCCCAGGACAGCCCCCACCACCUCCGGUCCUUCUCCCGGAGCUGGGCUUAGCUGGGGGCAUCCGCAAUGGGGCGGCAGGCUGAGUUGUUACCUGAGCCCGCCUUGCUGCCCCUGAAACCCGAGACUUGUGCGCGGGUGUUGGUGUCGUUUCCGAGGAUGGCGAUGGUUUCCAGAUGCAGGAGGGAAAGGAGGGGACGCGACCCGGAACCCAGGAGCCAAAUGAGACCGCCAGCGGUCAGACCCUCAUCCUGUCUCUGGCAAAUGAGUAGGGGCCUGAAGGUCGGGGUGCCAGGACCAUGUUCAGGGAGAAAGGUCCAGGGGGCGGGGCCACACCUGGCCGGUGCGACCGGUGCAGCAUACCCGCCAGGUGUGGAGGAGCAGUUGGGCUUCGGUGGCAUCCCUGACUGCUGGGGGGUUCGGCCUGGGAUUGGCGGGUCCUAGGUGAUGUCAGGCCGACAGAGCCCAUAGGCCAGCAGCGACCGGGCGGGCGAGGGCCGGGCUGUAACCUGAGAGGAAGGAUCAGGUAACGCAGGUGUCGGAUCCUUGCCGCCCCCGCCGCCAGGUGCACAGCGGGGGCCACCGGCACAGUCGCAGCCGAGCUCCCGCGACCACCACAACGGGCUGCGGAGGCAGGACUCCGGCCGCAAGUCCCGGACCUUCAUCAAGCAGCCCAGCACGGGGGACUACUACCGCCAGCUGGGCCGCUGCACCGGGGAGCCGCUGGCAGCACGCCCGGGCAUGGCGCACAGCGAGGAGGCGGCUCUGCUCCCGGGGAACCACGUGCAGAACGGCUGCACCGCGGACUCCAAGCCGUCCAUGGAGCUGCCGCCGCCGCCCCCGCCGCCUCCGCCGCCCCUGCCGGAGGCCCAGAGCUCGCUGCCGCCUGCCCCACCUCUGCCCUUGGAGGGCGCGGGCUCCGGCUGCGGGCAGCGCCGCUCCUCGUCGUCCACCGGCAGAUGGGGCACUGCUCUGCCUGACAGGCUUCCUGGAAGGUGCCCCCAACCCAGACCAGCAGAAGCGAGAGUCCUGAGGCACAGGAAGAGCACUAAGUCUUUCAACAUGAUGUCCCCAACGGGUGACAACUCAGAGCUACUGGCUGAGAUCAAGGCAGGCAAGAGCCUGAAGCCAACACCGCAGAGCAAGGGGCUGACCACAGUGUUCUCAGGCAGCCGGCAGCCAGCAACCCAGCCUGACACACAGGUGCCACCUGUGUCACCUGCCCCAUCUCGGGCCCGGAGCCCCACUCCACCAGCCGUGGGGCCUCAGCCACUGCUCAAUGGCAGCAUAGUGCCCGCACCACCCACCACCCCUGCGCCAGGUGUGCAGCUCAAUGUGGAAACUCUCGUCCCCAUACACGAUGAGCAGGGCCGGCCCAUCCCUGAGUGGAAGCGCCAAGUGAUGGUGCGCAAGCUGAUGGUGAAGAUGCAGGAGGAGGAGGAGCAGAAGCGGAAGCUGACAUCGGCUAGCUCCUGCUGCUAUCCCCCGGAGGGCUGGAGGUACUCCCAGGAGCACAACGCCAUCCUUGGGCCCUUCGGGGAGCUCAUGACUGAGGCUGACGUCCUCCGCAUUGAGCAGCAAAUCGAGAACCUGCAGGUACUGCACAAGGCUCAGAAGCUGGAAGCGCGCCUGCGACAGCUGGAGCUGGAGCUGGAGCAACUGCUGCCCGUCUCAGCCGCCCUGUCGGCUCCACGCUUCACCAUUGACCCCCGCCGCAUGCACGGCCGCGCCGCCAGCCUGCCCGCUUGGUGCAGCAAGAUCUCCACGCUGCUCAAGAGCAUGGCCACGCUACUGGCCGCACUGGGCGGACGGCCCGCACACCUGGCGGAGCUGCUGACGGCCGAGACUGGCCAGCCGCUGGAGCCGCUGCCUGAUGCACCCUCACGACCAGGGCCGCUUUGCUUGGGCCGCUCGCACUCUCUCAGCUGGUGCCGGGAGGCCGUGGCGCGCGAGAUCCUCGAGUGCGGCGUUUCGGUGCAGCAACUCCGAGCCACCUAUGAGCUGCGUGCCCAGGGCGCGGCGUCCACCAGCUGCCAGCACCACAAGUUCCCGCAGCCGGCCAGCACUCCAGACCGUGAGCCCAUCCUGGAGGAGGACUACGUGGCUGCCGGCUCCGAAGAGCAGAGCGCUGCGGUGGCAAACGGACUACUGGACUCUGAAGAGCCCUUGGGUACCUUGGGCCUGCCUGAGGUGCAGGACCCCCAGGUGGCACUGCCAGAGCCCGAGCAGAUAGCGCACAGGCCGCCACUCUCCACUGAGCUGCCCGGCGUCCAGGACUACAUCGACAUGCGCAAAGAGCGCAUUGUCUACCUUUUCCUGGAGCAUUGGCGCAAGUGGACCUUCCGGGGCCCUGGGCGCCACACCCAGGUGCGUCUGCGCAAACUUCUGCCUCGCAUUGUGGCAGCAGGCGCUGGCACUGUCCCAGAUGAAGAGGUAGCCUCCCCGCCCCCGGAGGGCGACAAUGAGGCCUACGGUCAGGAUAAGCGGUGGCGGCACUUGCUGAAGCAGAGGCAAGUGGUAGGCAAGUUGCUGGGUCACUGGCGGAGUCUGCUACAGCAAGUACCCGCACGGCAACCACGAGGCCCAGGCCUGGCGCAUGGCCUGUACUGGCCCCAGCACUUCCUGCCACCCCUGGACGGUGGCACCCCUCGACACUACGACAGCCUCACGCUGGACCUCUUCAUGCUUGGCUACUUCCAGCUGCUAGAGAUGCGCCUGAGCCGCGAGGAGCGCAAGUUCCGCCAUUUGCUGUGUUAUGAGAUGUUCGACCGGCUGGGCAGCCACCCGUGGGAGCUCAUCCGCCUCUUCCACCGCCUUGUGAUUGAGGAGGUGGAGGCCGGCAGGCGCAGCUGGAGCGAUGGCUUCGAGGACCUCAGGUGCCAGUUCUUUGGAGACAGCCCAGAGGCUGAGCCGGCCAGGGAAGAAGAGAAGGAAAAAGAGGAAGAGAAAGAAAAAGAGGAGGAGAAGGAGCCCCCCGAAGAGGCUGUGCCAGCUGACAUGGAGGACCUGACAGAGGAGCAGCCAGAGGCCCCUGCCCCAGCACCACAGCCCCUUCCUGCCACCCAUCCCCCCAACUCAGACCCAUCUUGUCUCCCAGCCCCUGCUGAGGACCCUUUGGAGUUGGUGUCUGAGAUGGGCGAGUUCAGCAAUGAGGACAUCUGUCGCUACAUUGACCGUAGCUUCUCUUUCUGGAAAGAGAAGGAGGCAGAGAUGUUUGACAUCUGAGCAGUGAGUUCAGAAUUUACUCUUGAGCAUCUUAACGUGGGUCUGGAUACCUGCAUGAUGCCCUCCAGAAGCCAGAAGCCAGCAGGGGCUGGAAGAACCCAGGACCGGUGAAAAGCUGCUUGCUCAGGACCAGGCUGCCUCAGCCUUCAAGGUCCCCUCUAGACAGGAAAUGGGGCAUUUGCCUGUAUACGCAAGGCAUGGCACCUGGCAAAGCUGGGUGUUCCCCUCUAGCCCCAUUGCUGAGCUCUGUGGGGAGCCAGGUAGCAGAAUCAGUCCCUCAGAGAGUGAGGGAUCAUGGCCCUAUCUUGGGGCACUGUGGCUGUGUCUCUGGCUUUUCAAUGGGUUUGCAGCUACCUCCUUGGCCACCUGUGGUGUUCUGUGUGAUGUGUGAUGUGGACAGACUCUCCUCUGUGACAUCCAAGGAAUAAAGCCCUUUGCUGUAA